Vitrella brassicaformis is the source of this 1570-nucleotide messenger RNA. The record is from the annotation of a GenBank genome assembly. NCBI's taxonomy places the organism in Eukaryota, Vitrellaceae.
GGAAGAGGAGAAAAUGGGAGGAGGUGAGAGUGGCUGCCCGAACCUACCACAAGAGAUCGAAGAACGGAGCCUUCAAAUAAACUGACCGCGUCACUCUGUCGCGUGUGAGUCUGCUGGACAGACAAGGCGCCCAAAAGGACGGCUGUUGCAUCUUUUCAGCAGGCGCCAUCUGCCGCCCAGCAGCCCAGCACAAAGAAAACGGCCUCUCUUGGCUGAUCCAGCGGCGGCUUGUUGACUUCGAGGCGAUGGUGUGGGGCGGCUGGUCUGCGUGGGAGCCGCCGGACGAGAGAGAGACGGUGCCGAGGAGCGACGGCCCAGUGCAGCUGCCCACACAGCGACUCACACCAGCUGUCGGUACCCAAUGCAUCCACAGACUCACACACGCCCCGCCCAGUGUGUCAUCUUCUGUGUGGUUGGUGUGUCCAGAUGGGCGUCACGUGUCGGUGCUCAUGACGGAGAGCGUGGGUGCGGGUGCUCACAACAUGACUAUCACAUGGCUGGUCGGGCCGCAGGCCCUCAAAACCUCAAGGUCAACAGGCAGUGCCAGACGCACACCGACGAAGACCCAUAUGUGUGUGUACGUGUGUGGGGGGAACAGUGUUCGACCUUUAGGCGGCCGCAGAAGACCCAUCAAUGCCGACAGAUUCCUCGAGAGGGUGAGUAUGAGCAAUCUUGUCACUCAUGACUGACCCCUUAAGCAUGGCCUCAUCAUUGUUGCCUUUGGCCUGUGUGUAUCAGUUCAUCGAUUCGCUGACUGGUGACGUAGUAAAGGAGCCUCGACGGCUGCCGACCGGCGCCAUCGUCGACCAGUAAGACACACAGACACAGGCACACUCGUGUGCUACAGUCAUGCCGGCUGUUUGUAUGUGUUUGCAUUGUGUCAGCACCACACUGGACAAGCUGACACGGCCUGACGGGAAGGCCGACGCUCCCGACGCCGAGAACGACGUGAGGUCAGCACAGCACACACACGUUUGCAACCCUGCAAGUCCAGUCCUCGUGUCCAUUUGUGUCCAUUCCUGUCUGUCUGUCCGUCAGUCUGUCAGUGCCGGGAUCUCAAGCAGAAGAUCCACGCCUUCCUGGCCGAUUUCGAGAGCUACAUGGCCGCCCACCCUACCACACAAGACGACACCAACCGCUUCCACAAGGACGGCUCCUUCACCGUCAAGGUCCAGCUGAUGGUUGGCUCGGGAUCCACCAUGGAGAUGCAGCUGACGGCCGACACCUCACUGGGCGACUUCGCAGAGGCUGUGGCCAACAAGUGGGUGAGAGUGACGGCGGCGUGGCGCCCUCGAGGGGAGUGCCGUGAGCUGCCACACAAGACACAGCCUGGUGUGGCGGUGGGGGAGAAGGGCGUCAAGGCCGGAAUGACGGAGCAGAAGACACGCAGACCAGCGAAUGUCGGCUGAGCAUGUUCGUCGAUGUCUGGAUGGCUGGAUGGAGGGAGGGAGGGAUGAAUGUGCCUUCGUGCAUGAACGUGUGUGUGCAUUUGUGAGUGAUGAGAAGGUCAGCGGACUUUUUUAGUGAGAUAUCGCACUUGAUUGUCAAUCAGUCAAUGAAAGGAUUGAAC